CUUUUCGUGAUACAAAGCCAGCUCUCUUUCUCUCUCAUCGUACAAAACCACCCUCUCUCUCUCUCAUUGGUUUUUUUUUUCAGAAAAGCUUCAAUUUCGACCACCCUUCAUUGGAUCUUCCAAUAUAUAAUUUAAAACGACAUAAAUCCGAAAAGAAAAAAAUAUACACACAAACCAGCGGCCUUCCCCCGGCUCUCUCUCCUUGCAGGGUUUGGGCGAUGCACCCUCCAUUAACCUAAUUUGCUCAUGUUUCUCAUCAAAACCAGAGUUUCCUGUGAUUUGAGCUCACCCACGAGUAUACGGAGAUAUAGCAGGGCCUCCUAGGGCUUUUUAUAUGCGGAGAUAUAGCAGGGGCUUCCUAGGGGUUUUUUCUCUGAGAUAUAGGUUUUUGACAUAUUUCUGGAUUCGAUUGUAAAGUUUUUGCAUUAUUCAGAUCCAAAGCUACCAGAUCACAGGAAAUUCCAGCAAAGCAUUCCUUUUUCCUCUGAUUUUUGGAGGUUGAGUUACGCAAGUCAAGAUGUUUUGGCGUAUGGCAGGGCUUUCCACUGCUUCUCCUGUGGAGUCCAUUCUGGACAAGGAGAACUUUACAUUGGAAGAGCUUCUAGAUGAGGACGAAAUAAUUCAAGAAUGCAAGGCCAUCAAUAGCCGUCUUAUAAAUUUUCUACGAGAAAGGACGCAAGUGGAACAAUUGAUCCGUUACAUUGUUGAAGAGCCUCCAGAAGAUGCUGAAAAGAGGCGUAUUUUUAAAUUUCCAUUUAUAUCUUGUGAAGUAUUUACUUGUGAAGUUGAUGUCAUACUCAAGACCUUAGUAGAGGAUGAGGAGUUGAUGAAUUUGCUCUUCUCAUUCCUUGAACCAAAUCGAUCACAUAGCACCUUAUUGGCUGGGUAUUAUAGCAAGGUUGUAAUAUGCUUGAUGGCACGAAAAACAGUUCUUCUUAUGAAUUAUGUUCAUGCUCAUCAAGAAAUUUUACACAAACUGGUCGAUUUGAUUGGAAUCACAUCCAUUAUGGAGGUUUUGAUUCGUCUAGUUGGUGCUGAUGAUCACAUUUAUUCAGAUUUUGGGGAUGCGAUCCAGUGGGUAGCUGAUACUGAUGUGCUUGAGAAGAUAGUUGAUAAGUUUAGCUCUUCUAACUCCCCUGAAGUACAUUCAAACGCAGCUGAAAUACUUUCUGCAAUUAGUCGUUGUGCUCCUUCAGCAUUGGCUACCAAAAUCACUAGCCCAAGCUUUGUGGGAAGAUUAUUUAAUCAUGCAUUGGAAGAUUCCAGGCCAAAAUCUGUUUUAGUUCAUUCUUUAUCUGUCUGCAUCUCCCUGUUAGACCCUAAGCGUACCACCUCAGUUCUUUCUGGUCACUUGCACCGGGGCCAACAGAUCUAUGAAUCCUCCUCAUUAGCUGCUAAUCCUGAGACAGUUGAUGGUAUGCUGCAGAGGCUAGGUGAUUUGCUUCAGCUUCUGGAUGUUUCUUCUGAUGAAGUUGUUUUACCUACUACAUUUGGAAAGCUACAACCUCCCCUUGGGAAGCAUCGUUUGAAGAUUGUAGAGUUUACCGCAGUUUUGUUGAUGACUGGUAGUGAAGCCUCUGAAAAGGAAAUGGUUAAUCUUGGAGCUAUUCAGCGGGUUCUCAAUUUGUUCUUCGAGUAUCCGUAUAAUAAUUUUUUGCAUCACCAUGUGGAGAGCAUUAUUGUGUCAUGUUUGGAGAGCAAGAGGGGUACAGUUAUUGAACAUCUUCUCAAAGAUUGUGAUCUUGUUGCGAAAAUUCUCAAUGCAGAGAAGCAUUGCACAUUGUCCACUGACUCAGAAAAGCCAACCAUGCCUGGUGAUGGGAAAUCACCACCUCGGAUAGGAAACAUAGGACAUAUUACACGCCUGGCUAACAAGCUUGUUCAAUUGGGGAAUAACAACAGUCAAGUUCAUGCAUAUCUUCAGGAAAACAAUGAUUGGCUUGAUUGGCAAUCUAAUGUUCUCCUCAGACGAAAUACUGUGGAGAAUGUGUAUCAAUGGGCAUGUGGUCGACCAACUGCAUUGCAAGAUAGAACCAGGGAUAGUGAUGACGACGAUUUCCGAGACCGAGAUUAUGAUGUAGCUGCACUAGCGAGUAACUUAAGUCAGGCAUUUCGAUAUGGCAUCUACAGUAGUGACGACAUUGAAGAGGCUCAUGGUUCUCUUGAUCGAGAUGAUGAGGAUGUCUACUUUGACGAUGAAUCUGCAGAAGUUGUCAUAUCUUCUUUGAGGCUUGGGGAUGACAGGGACAGCACCUCUCUCUUCACAAACUCAAACUGGUUUGCUUUCGGGGACGACAGAAUUGUAACCGAACCGACACCCACCUCCCAUACUCCUGAUGACUUUGGGCUCUUGAGCACAGGGCCAGCUGCUGUCAGCGGUGGCAGCAGUAGCAGCUAUGACGAAGUCAUUGUAGGCGAAGAUGAAGACUUAAUCGACACCGCCUCCUCUUCUCAUAUACCGAAGUCCACCUCCAAGCCAACAUCCAAACUUACUUCCAAACUGAAAGAGCCCAUACUUGAAUCUACAUCUGAACCCAUAUCGGUGCCUACACCAGAACCCAUGUCUAAUCCCAUUGACGGGUCCACUCCUGAACCCAUGGCUGAGCCCACUCUCAAGACUAUUUCUGAGUGCACAGAUGGUUUGGGGCCUGAAAUCAGCCCUACCGAGAAUGGCUUACUCACUGACCCCAUGGAUGAGCCCACUGUGGCCACCAUGGACUCUGACGAGCCCCUGGAAUCCAAAGGAUGUAGGGAGAUGUCGGAAUCUAAUGAAAAUGUGGGUUCUACAAGUUCAGACCCACCCAAAGAAAAUGGGGAGCCAAGUGAGCUCAAAACCAAUGAUCAUACUUCUGACCCCAGUGAUGCUGAGAUUAACGUGGACUCUGAUGCCCCUGGACCUUCGAAAUCUGAGGGUGUGAAAAUAGGAAGUGGAUCAACAAUUGAGGCCAUGGAGCAUGAUUUGGAGGAGGGCAAAAAAGAGCAAGGAAAUUGAAGCCUGAGAGUUGCCGGAUUACCGAGACAUUCAUCUCUGUGGUCUGGGGUGUUGUAACUGUAAGAGAGAGAGAGAGAGAAACUUGUACAUUUUGGAGAUAAGGGGCUGGUGUUUAUUCUUUUCAUCCCAUCCAUCCAUGGCUGGACUGUACAGUGGCUGCCCUCCCUUGUGUGCAUGGGGAGAGCAUCCAUCUUCUCAUUCUUAUCGCGUUUUCCUGAUUGUUCCCAGACCAGCAGUGCUUGGUCCUCGAGACGAUUAAUUAUACUCUCUCUCGCUCUCUC
Molecule: messenger RNA, 3273 nt
Organism: Amborella trichopoda
Lineage: Eukaryota; Viridiplantae; Streptophyta; Magnoliopsida; Amborellales; Amborellaceae
Product: SIT4 phosphatase-associated family protein
Molecular function (GO): protein phosphatase binding; protein phosphatase regulator activity
Source: RefSeq, a predicted model, not a curated record